AUGUCGUUUCGCAAAAAGGUUCAAAAGUGCCAUGAGAACAGAGCCAGAUCAAAAUCAUUGCCGAUAGGCAGUGCACCUUUCACGACUUCGCUAUUCUACAAACAGCAGCCAGAAACACAAAAGUCAGCAGCUCUGCGAUGGGACCAUUUACUCAGUCGAGCUAGUACUCUCCAGACUGUAUCGCCACUGAAAAUAGCUUCCCGAGGCCAGCCGAUGAUCAGUCUGGGAACGGCUCGACCUACGCCAGAAUACUACCCUUGGAAGAAGAUCACUCUAGAAUGUCUGAAAACACUUGGCGGUACAGAUGAAGAACCCCCGGAGUUAUCGUAUAUGUCGUGCGCUACCGGCGAGGCCGCGUAUGACCUGGCGGUAGCCAUGAAUUAUGGCUACUCGGCUGGGUCGCCACAGGCACUGCGAUUUAUCACUGAGCAUGUGGAAAUGAUACAUGAUCCUCCAUAUGACGAUUGGGCGUGUUGCCUGACCUGUGGAACGACUUCGGCCUUGGAUAUUGCGCUGAGAGUUUUCUGCAAUCCUGGCGAUAUUGUCCUCACCGAGAAGUUCACUUAUACCGGGACCCUUACAGCUAUCAAGUCCCAAGGUCUGCGUACUGUGGGCAUAGAGAUGGACGACCUUGGACUCCUGCCGGACGAUAUCGAUAAAAGGUUGCAGAACUGGGAUGAUGGCCACGAGCAAGGCUCUAAACCACGAGUCCUCUACAUGAUACCAACUGGACAGAACCCAACGGGGUCAACACAAUCUCCGCAUCGGCGAAGAGAGAUAUAUCGCAUAGCGGUCAAACAUGAUCUGUUUAUCUUUGAGGACGACCCCUACUACUUCCUGAACAUGGGGACAUGGCAGUCAGGCACGGUCAAGAACGAAGACAGGGACAACUAUCUCGCCAACCUUCCACCCUCGUAUCUGUCGCUCGAUACCUGUGGCCGUGUCCUACGUAUGGACACUGCAUCCAAGAUUCUGGCUCCAGGCUUGCGAUGCGGAUGGGUCACGGGCUGCUCGCAAAUUAUAGACAAGUUUAUAUCCCUGUCCGAAGUGGGAGUCUCAGCACCCAGCGGGCCAUCACAGGUCAUGCUGUUCAAGUUGCUAGAUGAAACAUGGGGACACUUGGGGUUUGUCGACUGGCUACAUUCUCUGUCGAGGGAAUAUCUUCGGAGGCGGGACAUACUACUGCAAGCCUGCAGAGAUUAUUUACCAAUGAAGAAUUGUUCAUGGAUGGUUCCCGACGCGGGCAUGUUUGUCUGGAUCAAGAUAAAUGUGUCUGAUCAUGCAUCACGCAAGCAAGGACCUUCCUCGGCUCAGGGACACCAUCUUGGAAUUGAAGAUCAUAUUUAUACCCAGUCUCAGGCAAAUGGGGUUCUAGUGAGUAAAGGAAGCUGGUUUGCUCGGGACGGGUCGUCUGACGAGGUCUUUUUCCGUCUCACCUUUGCGGCUGCUCCAGAGCACGACCUUGUUCGAGCUGUUCAAGGAUUCGCCGACGCCGUCCGCUCUGAAUUUAGCGUGGAGGUAUGCUCCUAA
Molecule: messenger RNA, 1530 nt
Organism: Pestalotiopsis fici W106-1
Lineage: Eukaryota; Fungi; Ascomycota; Sordariomycetes; Amphisphaeriales; Sporocadaceae
Exons: 1
Coding region: 1-1530 (509 amino acids)
Biological process (GO): aromatic amino acid catabolic process; L-tyrosine biosynthetic process
Molecular function (GO): pyridoxal phosphate binding; aromatic-amino-acid:2-oxoglutarate transaminase activity; L-2-aminoadipate:2-oxoglutarate transaminase activity
Source: RefSeq, a predicted model, not a curated record